AUGACAGAGGAUCAAGAUCUCAUGGCUAAGAUCAGCCAGCUUGCUGGCCAGAUCAACCGACACAAAAAUCAACACACCGAGUCCCCUUACACCAGCGAAAUCCCCGCCGGCCAAUAUGCAUCACGGCAUGUGCCAUCGCGGGGACGAGGCUGGGCACCGUAUCGCGGCCGACAGUACCACCCCCGCGGCGGCCGCCCUGUCGCUGCCCCCCACCGCCACCGAACGCUCAUCCUCAACAACACCACCACAGCUUCGGGAACCCCCGGCUCAACGCCUUCUGCGGGAGUCGGGACGGAUACUGAAGGGGAAGCCAGCAGCACCACCAACAACAACAACAAAUGGGUGGCGAAGCGUGACCGGCACAUGCAGUUGAUCAACUCGGCCAUUUACGACAAGGAGGCUCAGUCGCGCGCCAAGGCGAUGGAGGCGAGCCGCAAGGCAAAGUCGCAGAAGAAGGCUCAGAUCGAGCAGGCCAGAGUGCUACGGUAUGCGCAGGGCCAUGGUCGGAUGUAUCAACCGUCGGGGUUCGGCGCCCCGCCGCAGGUUGCUACCACUGCUACCGCCGUUGCCGCGGGUGAGCCGGGUGCGGAAUACCAGGUUCUGGUCAACGAGGUGCCCUUCCGAGUUGCGCGCGGCGGAAGUAAACUAAUCAGAGUGUCUGGUGCGUAUUUUUGGUUUCUUUCUCUCUUUCUGAGAUGCUCCCCCUUGUGUACGAGAGCUGGCUUACCGAUGGUAGAUGAUCCGAAUACGGCCAACAACACGCCCAAGAGAGUCACGAUCGCUGGGGUGGUCUUUGUGCGCAGCAAGCAUGGUAACCUGCAUCGGCUGGGUGCCGUUACGUCGAAAAGAAAGCCGAUGGCGGUUAAGAAGAAGGACGCUCUGUGCCAGCGAUUUACUACGACGGGCAGUUGCUACAAAGGACCCUUGUGUCCCUACACGCACGACCCCCACAAAGUCGCCAUUUGCAAGGAUUUUCUCCAGACUGGUAAAUGCAACUCAGGUAUGAGUUGCGAUCUCUCCCAUGAGCCUUCGCCCCACCGAUCCCCUGCAUGUGUGCAUUUUCUUCGCGGGCGCUGCGCGAACCCCGAGUGUCGCUACGCCCAUGUUCGGGUGACACCUGGCGCUCCUGUGUGCAGAGACUUCGCCAUUCUAGGAUACUGCGAGAAAGGCGCCGAGUGCGACCAGCGACACGUGCACGAGUGUCCCGACUACGCCAACACGGGCGUGUGCCAUAAGAAAAACUGCCGAUUGCCCCAUGUCGACCGCGCUGGGCAGAUCAGGAAGAAUGCCGCCACCAAGACUGAGGGCGACGAUGAUGACGAGGAGUCGUCGGACGCCUCCAGCGAUGACGAAGAAUACGACGCAAUCGAUUCGGAUGACGUCGACUCGGACGAUCUCGACGACGAUGAGCCGGAGCUCGUCGCUGCUGCCGGGGAUGACAUUGGUGACCUCGCGCGGCAGCAGGACUUUGUCCCCCUCUAA
Molecule: messenger RNA, 1482 nt
Organism: Aspergillus aculeatus ATCC 16872
Lineage: Eukaryota; Fungi; Ascomycota; Eurotiomycetes; Eurotiales; Aspergillaceae
Product: CCCH zinc finger protein
Exons: 5
Coding region: 1-1482 (493 amino acids)
Cellular component (GO): nucleus
Molecular function (GO): metal ion binding
Source: RefSeq, a predicted model, not a curated record